AUGACAACGAACGCCAGUUAUUCAGAUGCACGAGGAGAUUUUCGUUGUGGUUUAUGUCGACAAAAAGGUGCCUUUCAUUGUGAACAUGAUACACCAUAUCGUGAUAUAUAUUUGGGUACAUUUGAUCCAAAUUUGUUAAGAAAUAUUUCUAUCAAUGCUGAAAAACCUAAGAAUGGAACUCGAAUGCAUAAUAAUUUAACAAGUAAUAGUAUGCAUUCAAAUGCCGGUGCUCAAUAUCAACAAGGCAAACGAUUAAACAACACAUCACCACCUAAUAAAAAUACCAUGAAACAAACAGAACAAGAUAAAAAAUCAAAAUCAUGUACUAUUCUAUAG
This is a messenger RNA of Rotaria sp. Silwood2, 336 nucleotides long. The record is from the annotation of a GenBank genome assembly. NCBI's taxonomy places the organism in Eukaryota, Metazoa, Rotifera, Eurotatoria, Philodinida, Philodinidae.